AUGAUAAAUGAGAGGAAGGAACUCACUGGAAUUGAUGGGAGAGACUUAUUGUGUAGUGAAAGUGUUAAAACACCAGUAUCUUCAGUAAAUAGUGAUAAACAAAAGUCUUGGAGUAUGAGGUUUGGGAUUUACAAUAAAAAGUCUAUUAGCGAGACCCAAAACAACAAUUUCAAUGGAGAUUUAAAUAAAGUAAUGGAAUUAAACAAUAAGACGGGAAAUUUUAACAUUGACCCUAAUUUAAAUACAUCAAAUAAUGGGAAUUAUUCUUUUUGGCCGAACUCUUUUGAAGAUAUUCAAAGAGGAGGUUCAGCAGUAUUUAACAGAUUAGCAUCAAGGAUAGAAGAAGGAAUUCAAGAUUUACAGUCACAAAUUAGACCGGACUUCCCUAAGCUUCCUAAUAAUUUAGAAGGGAAAAUUCCAUUGGGGUUUUCAUUCAGUGUAAGCGCUAUGUUAAUUCCUUAUCAUCUAGGGGUUAUAUUGGAGUUACAGGAACAAGGAUAUAUUACUGAAUCCACACCAUUGUCUGGGGCAUCUGGUGGCUCAAUAGCCGCGAUUUGUUGUGCAUUAGAUAUAAGUAUGUAUGAAGCAAUGGAAGCCUGCAUUUCGCUUUAUGAAGAUUGCAGAAAAAAUGGCACGGCAGGAAGAUUAAACCAAGUACUUGAACGCGAACUUAGGAAAAAACUUCCAGAUAAUGUAGUUGAACUCUUAAAUAAUAGAUCGGAAAAAGGAGGGCAAAUUAUCAUUUCUUUUACACAACUUCUUCCAGUUCCUAAAGCUCAUUUUGUCUCAGAUUUUAAUUCUAAAGAUGAUUUAAUUGAAUGUAUAUUAGCAAGUUCAACAAUUCCCUUUCUUUCAGUUCCUUGGCCUACAUUCAAAUGUAGAGGAAAACCAUGUGUAGAUGGUUAUUUUGCUGUGGGAAGAGGCGAAUUGGGAUGCCUUCCUACUAAUGCUAUUAGAACAGUAAAGGUUUGCCCUUUGCCCUCUGCCGGUUCUUCUAUGAAAUCAAAUAGAUCUGACGUUAUUUCACCUCAUAUUCAAUCUUAUGAUUGGAUACUAUUUGGCCCCGAUUCUAGUAACACUAACACAGGUCUUAUAAGAACAAGGGAAUGGAUAAAAAAUCUAAGACCGCCUGAAGCAAUUCCAACAGAUCUUAAUAAAUCAAAUUUAUUAGACAAAGGAAACUCUGUAAAAAAUGAAAUAAAUACUAAAGAACACCUUGAAAAUUGCGAAUUUAAAGAAGUAUUUAAUUCGUGCUAUAUUAACAAUAACCCAAAUUUAAAUGCUCCUCCAUUGAUGAAGUAUUCUAACAAUGAGCUCUUACGUAUUGCAGUAGAUCCUCCGUCACCCCAGGUAGCAUGGGAACUAUUCUAUAUUGGUAGAGGAGAUGCAUUAAGGUGGAUAAUGAUAGAUAGAAUCAGGGAAAAUUCAUAUAAUCUUAUGGAGCCUACAUACAAUUAG
Molecule: messenger RNA, 1458 nt
Organism: Cryptosporidium ubiquitum
Lineage: Eukaryota; Apicomplexa; Conoidasida; Eucoccidiorida; Cryptosporidiidae
Exons: 1
Coding region: 1-1458 (485 amino acids)
Biological process (GO): triglyceride catabolic process; lipid homeostasis
Cellular component (GO): cytoplasm; lipid droplet; membrane
Molecular function (GO): triacylglycerol lipase activity
Source: RefSeq, a predicted model, not a curated record